AUGUUGCAUCGGAUGAAAAAGAGCGAAAUUUGGGCCCAAUUUUGUCGUUUUAUCGGUUAUCAUUUCCUGUUUCAGGCUUCAAAAGAAGAAUUAAGAGAAGCUUCGGCGAAGAAUUUGUUGCAGUCAUGCUUCGAAUAUAUAUCUAUGUGCUUGAAGACAGACGAUUUGAAUUUCGAUCAAAAGAAAAUAGCCGAGGCUUGGCUUGCAGUCUAUGGCGUUUUGAAAAACUGCGGUCUGCUAACGCAGGGAAUCCUUGCGGAGCAAGCGAAAAUCGUUGCUAAUGUGAUUUUAAGCGAAUUUGUGUUGAUAAACAAAAUGGAGGAGCUGAUACUGAGUCCAUUUGAUCCGCAUAUGGAAAUUGGUCGAGUGAUUGAUUUUUGGAUUAAAAGAAUCAUCUUGAAAUAUCGGCCGCUUCAACAUACAGUACUCGCAUAUCUGAAGGAACAAAUCGAAAGUGGAACAUUGUUUGCUGGUGAUGCUCAACAGGAUGAGAUUUAUUUGUGUGGAUCAUCAGUGCAAUUCUUACUGUUAAUCCGUGGCAAUAGAAAACCGAUAAAUGAAGCAGCAGCGAACGGUGGUAGUGCACGGAGAAACACGGAUCUUUAUGCAAUAUGCGUGAAAUUACUGGGUGAACGGCUGCAAAGAAUGGCCAACAAGUAUAUGGAAAGUGAUUUGUUCAUGAAUGUGGAAUCAAUUUUUCAAGAGCUGUGA
This is a messenger RNA of Gongylonema pulchrum, 711 nucleotides long. The record is from the annotation of a GenBank genome assembly. Lineage: Eukaryota; Metazoa; Nematoda; Chromadorea; Rhabditida; Gongylonematidae.